GCACAGACGAGCCAGAGGUACAACGUGUUUCUUCAGCACCUGAACUCGCAGAACGGGGAGAGAGAGAGAAAGAUGCAGAGGAGUUGGAAUUCCAUAAGCACAAGAAAAACGUGAACUUCGGCUACCGCUACAGCAUUGUAAUGGGCUGUGGUGAAUUUUCCGUAGGCCGAAGGGUCUCGGAAGUCGAACGAGUGAAGCAGAAUCAGAGGAGACAUAGGUGGCUCCAAGAAUGCCGGAGAUUGGGUGAUGGCGACUCCAAUGGUCCUUAUGAUUCGGAUCAAGAUUCCGUGGCUGACGGAACGCUGGGCGAUGAAUCUGGAACUGACACCGAAUGCGUGGAAAAACCAACGAGAAGAAGAUCCAGAAGUGACUACAAUGCAGAGGUCUUUGAAAACAUGCAGGACAGUGGCGAUGGUGCAGGCCUCGAGGGUUCCGAGCAAAGUGCCAGCGAAGAGAAGCCAGAGAAUCCGGCGCGCCAGCGCUGGGCUGAGAGAGGGAGAGCUCAAACCAGUUUGGAGAUAGGCCCUAAAGCCACGUAUUCGAAGACUCAGAGCAACAAACUCUGCUCGGGCACUGCGGUUUGGGGAUUUUUAGCCCUGGGAUUUGGAGUGCUCCAUUUGUGGCUGGGCCACAAGUGCUGGGCUCGUUGCGAGCUCAACUUAGAAAGAAGGGCUGUGAGACGUGCGCUA
Molecule: messenger RNA, 689 nt
Organism: Cladocopium goreaui
Lineage: Eukaryota; Dinophyceae; Suessiales; Symbiodiniaceae
Source: the annotation of a GenBank genome assembly